AUGAGUAGUUCAAAAUAUCGUGAUGAUGAUAAUAAAUCUCGGGAUUCAAAAAAACGUUACUCUAGUGAUCAGCUGUCUAGCCAUUCAGAAAAUAAACGUCACAAAAAUGAUUAUGACAGCAAUAAAUCUGAAAAAUUAAAAAAUGAGGAAGACUAUAUAAAAUUCCAGUCAGGUGAUGAAAAUAAUGAUAGUUUUUCAUUUUGUAAUUAUAAAUAUGAAUUAAAUAAGGUAUUUAUUGCUCAUAAUAAGUUGGUACAAGAAACUGAAGAUUUUUGGAGUUUCGUUAAAAAAUACGAAGCUAUUGAAAUAAAACUAGGAAAGAAAAAUAGCAGCGAUCCACCAAAAACAGAAUUAAAUUCGUUUGGUGUACCUGCACACUAUCAUAAAAAUCACUGCAUUAAUAUCAAAAUAAAUAUUAAAUUCGGAGAACUAUUUGCACGAGUGCCUCAGAUCAAAGAGUUGAAUAAUAAUCGAUUACUUAAGUUUAAAGACAUUAUUUUACUGUAUCUGAAUUUUAAACAGAAAGAAAAAUUUAAUAAGUUAAAAAAGUUACGGGAGUCUCAAAAAAACUUACCAGUAGCCAACUAUAGAGAUGAGAUAGUAACCGCUGUUAAGGAAGAAAAAGUUGUAAUAAUUGCUGGUGACACAGGAUGUGGUAAAUCAACUCAAGUACCGCAAUAUUUAUAUUCAGCGGGUUUUAAUAACAUUGCAUGUACGCAACCUCGACGAAUUGCAUGUAUAUCACUCGCAAAACGUGUUGCCUUUGAAACAUUGACUGAGAAUUCCAAUGAAGUCGGUUAUCAGAUACGUUUCGAAAAACAAAAAAACCAGCAUACUAAAAUUUUAUUCAUCACUGAAGGAUUAUUAUUGAGGCAGGUUUCUGAAGAAACUGGUCUUACGCAGUACGACGUAGUGGUUCUUGAUGAAGUUCAUGAGCGUCAUUUGCAUGGAGAUUUUUUGUUGGGAAUUAUGAAAUGUCUAAUACAUCAACGCCCGGACUUGAAAUUAGUUCUGAUGUCUGCGACUAUUAAUAUACAAUUAUUUAGUAAUUAUUUUGCUAAUGAAGAUGUUAAAGUUAUUCAAGUACCAGGCAGACUUUAUUCCAUUCAAUUACUGUACCGGCCAAUUGGUACAGAAAAAGGUGAUUUAUUAAUUUUUCUCAGUGGUAUGAGUGAAAUAACAACGGUAGUCGACGCUGCUAAAGAAUACAGUCAAAAGAAAAAUAAUUGGAUCAUUUUACCUUUGCACAGUAGUCUAUCGCUCGCCGAACAGGAUAAGGUAUUUGAUUAUCCUCCAGACGGUGUACGUAAAUGUAUAAUUUCUACAAACAUUGCCGAGACGUCGAUAACAAUUGAUGGUAUUAGAUUUGUCGCUGACAGUGGAAAGGUAAAAGAAAUGAGUUACGAUCCCACCUGUAAAAUGCAGCGGCUCAAAGAGUUUUGGAUAAGCAAAGCAAGCGCUGAGCAACGGAAAGGUCGUUCUGGUAGAACUGGCCCAGGAGUUUGUUAUAGAGUUUAUUCUGAAGAAGAGUACACGGCGUUAGAAAAGUACUCAACACCUGAAAUUCAGAGAGUUCCACUUGAUUCUUUAUUAUUACAGAUGAUAGCAAUGGGUUUGCCAGAUGCAAGGAAAUUUCCGUUCAUUGAACCGCCACCGUCACAAAGUAUUGAAAAUUCAAUUUUGUCGUUAAAAGAACACGGCGCUCUUAUGGACAAUGAAAAACUUACAUGUGUUGGUAAAACACUGUCCAAGCUUCCUGUUGACAUUACCAUGGGAAAAAUGUUGAUAAUGGGGUCUAUUUUUGAUCAAGUCGAACCUGUGUUAUCACUUGCUGCAGCUUUGAGUACCCAAAAUCCAUUUACUAAUCGUGCUUACAAAGACACUGAAUGUGAAACAUCAAGAAAGAAGAUCGAAUCUGAUCAUGGUGAUCCAAUUACGCUGCUCAACGCAUUUCGUGAAUGGUUGGAAAUAAAACAAGAAAGUAGUCAUGAGAAUAAUAGUCGUAAGUGGUGCAAAAGACGAGGACUUGAGGAGCAAAGAUUUUAUGAAAUGAUUAAAUUACGCUCUCAGUUUAAAGAUUUGUUAAAUGACUGUAAUUUACUUAAAAAAUUUCCGGAAAUAAAUUCGUCGAUGUCAAGUACAGAAAGAACGAUGCGACAUAGAGAAAUAAAGAUUUUGAAGUCAUUGAAAAAGACUUAUAAAGAAACGGCACCCAGAAAACGCAAACAACUUAAAGUUGAUCAAUUUAAUUUACAAUUGGAGGAUAAUAAUGAGGAUGACGAUGGAAUUGAUAUUAAAGAUGUUGAAUUUCGUAUGAAAAAUGAUUACUCACAAGUACAAAAUUUACUCAACGCUAGUUCAGCUUGCAGUUAUAAAGAUUUGACAAUGUUGAAAAUAAUUUUAUGCAGUGGGCUGUAUCCGCAAUUCGCUAUUGGCGAUGAAUUCAAUUACUGUAAAUCUAUGAAUGAACAAUUAUUUCACACGAAAGCUAAACCGUUCGUAGCACUUCAUCCGAUGAGCUUUUUUGGUAACCAUCCACAAUUAUUGCAAUUAGAAGAGCCAGAUAUUGUCAAUAUACCUGGUUUCAAAUCUAAGAUACCGUUAAGUCCAAAACACCAAUUACUCACUUACGUAUCACUUUUAGAAACAACAAAACCUUACCUCGUGAAUACUCUGAGGAUGCCAGCUGCUCAAACUUUACUACUUUUGGCUCAAGAAAUUGAUACGAAUUCUAUAUUUUCCUUAAUUAUUUGUGAUUGUUGGCUACUAUUUGAAUUUCCAAUACCAGACAGUGGACAAAAUUUACUAAUAAGAGCCACAAAAAUCAGACAAAAGUGGGAUUAUCUCUUGACAAAACGAUUGGAAAAAUCGUCUAUAACUGUGAAGAAGAAUGACGAUGAAGAUACGGAAGAAGAUACACGUAAAAUAGAAAUAGAAUUGUCACGUGAAAUAAUUGAAUUUAUGCACACGACUGUACCUUACACGGUUAAAAGAUUAUUAGCUGCCGAUUUAAAGACGCUUUAUGUUGGUAGAAGUGAAAAUGAUAAAAUAGUUGAGCCUAAUCCCUUCCAAGAUGAUUUCCCCUGUGUUUUGAAUCCAUCUAAAGGCGGAGUUAAACUUACAAAUAAUAUUACCUAUAAUUGUCUGAUGGAAAAUGAGUGGAGUGAUAAAUUAGCUGUCGAGAUGCUAGAGAUGCCUUGGAAGUGUCCUCAUUGUGAGAUUGAAAUUAUUUUUUCUAGCAUUGAAAAAUUACAACAUCAAAAAAUAUGUAAACAAUUAAACAAAAGUGAAACAAUUACUGAUACAAGAACACCUGUGGUUAAAAAAUCCAACUGUAAAACUUACGAGUGUCCUGUGUGUGAAAAAACUUUUCAUCUUACACCCAUAGAAAUAUUAAAACAUAAAAAAAAACAUGUUACUGUACAAUAA
Messenger RNA from Cotesia congregata, 3429 nucleotides. NCBI's taxonomy places the organism in Eukaryota, Metazoa, Arthropoda, Insecta, Hymenoptera, Braconidae. The record is from the annotation of a GenBank genome assembly.